This is a messenger RNA of Chaetomium fimeti, 1431 nucleotides long. RefSeq lists its product as uncharacterized. Lineage: Eukaryota; Fungi; Ascomycota; Sordariomycetes; Sordariales; Chaetomiaceae. The record is from RefSeq and is a predicted model, not a curated record. The transcript has a single exon. Bases 1 to 1197 code for a protein of 398 amino acids.
AUGGUGUCCACUCUCUCCUUGCGGCAGGCCGUCGUAGCCGCCCUCUUUUUUGGCGCCCACGCCGCUCAUGUCCAGCCGCGCCAGGCUCUCCUCCCCGGCGGGGCGGGCCAGGACGCCCUCGGCCAACUGCAGGGCCUCCUCCAGGGCCUCCUCUCCGGUAACCUCAACCUCGGCGGCGCGGGUGGCGCGGCCGCCGCGGCCGCUGACGCCGGAGCGGGAGCAGGCGAAGGAGCCGGUGCCGGUGAAGGCGUGGGAGCAGGCGAGGGCGCAGGUGCCGGUGAAGGAGCAAACGCCGGCGAAGGAGAAGACGCCGGUGUGGUCGUGACCCCCACCCCUGGCGCAGCCGAGCCCACCGAGACCGCUGAGGUCGCCGACCCCGCCGAGACGGCCGAGGUUGCCGACCCAGCGGAGACCGGCGAGGUCGUCCCGCCACCGCCGCCGCCGCCGCCGCCGGCUGCGCUCCCCAUCGCCAACGGCACGGUCGGCGAGAACGGCACCGAGGUCGGCCGUGGCAAGGGCAAGGGCAAUGGCAAGGGGAAGGGAAAUGAGAACGGCAAUGGGAACGGCAACGGUAACGGCAAGGGCAAGAACAACGGCAACAACGGCAACGGAAACGAUGAUGAAGAGGAGAACCAAAACGAGAACGAGAAUGAAAAUGAGGAUGACAACAAGGGCAACAACGGCAAUGGCAACGGCAACGGCAACGGUCGUGGCAAGGGCAAAGGCAAGAACGCCGCCGCCGGCCUGGGCCUGGAAGGCCUGCUCGGCCUGAUCGGCGGCGGCGCGGGAGCCGGAGCGGGAGCCGGAGCCGGCGCUGGCGCGGGUGCAGAUGCAGGUGCAGGUGCAGGCGCAGGUGGCCUCAACCUCCAAGAUCUCCUCGGCCUACUCACCGGCGGAGCCGGAGCCGGAGCGGGCGAGGGAGCCGGUGCCGGCGCGGGAGCGGGCGGUCUCAACCUGCAGGACCUGCUCGGCCUGCUGACGGGCGGCCAGCAGGGCAAUGGCCAGAACGCGGCGGCCACGCGCGCCCAGCUCCAGGCGAUGCUGCAGCGGGUUAAUGCUGCUCAGCAGCAGCAGCAGCAGCAGCAGCAGGGUCGGGGUAAGGGCAAUGGCAAGGGCAGGGAGGUUGAGGGUGCUGGCAGGCGCGCGGUGGUGCCGGCUCGGUUGAGGAGGCGGAUGCGCAUGGGUGUGAGGGCGUAAGGGAUGGUUUGAAGAAGGAAAAGGGGCACGGGCUGCUGGUGGCCUCAAGGGUGGAUAAGGUAGCUGGCUGAGUUGGGUUGGGAACUUGGGGUUGUUUGCUUGUUUAGGUCGUCUUUGGGUCCUUAAAUACCAUUCUUUUGUGGUACAAAACUGUAUUUUAGAUAUGCCAGGGGCAGGACUUGGGUACAGGAUGGUAACGCCGUAACGGUCUGGCGUAGGCUUGGGAGAGAUUGG